Molecule: messenger RNA, 939 nt
Organism: Papaver somniferum (opium poppy)
Lineage: Eukaryota; Viridiplantae; Streptophyta; Magnoliopsida; Ranunculales; Papaveraceae
Exons: 3
Coding region: 1-939 (312 amino acids)
Source: RefSeq, a predicted model, not a curated record
AUGGUACCACAAAUACUAACACAUAGAGGGGGCUUGUUACCCGAAGUCAACCAAGAUAAUGUUCGUGAUGUAAUUCAAGAUGUCAAUGAAGAGGUGAUGGAGAAUGAUGAUGAAGAAGAGACUGAUGAUGAAGAAGAGCAAGGAAAUGAAGGGGUUGAACAAAAAAGAGAAGAUGUUGAGAAUGUAGACGAAGAAGAACUAGGAUCUGACAAAGAAGGAGAAGGACAAGAGGAGGAAGACGAUGAAGAGGCGGAGACGAUGAAGAGGAGGAAGAGGAUGGACCCAACUUAUGGUACUCCAAAUGAUGGAGGGGCAACAUUGUUUGGGUACAAACACUCAUGGGCUGCGAAGAUCUAUGCGUCAAAGGAUCAUAAGGAUGCAGUUCAUGUUACUAAACGUCAAAAGGCGUCCAAAUGGGAUCUUUAUAAGGAGUGUGCCGAGUUUCAAGCGAAGGUUAAAGAAUGUGUGUUAUACAAAGCUACUGAGUUAGCACAUGCUGAUUUUGACGUUGUUGCCGUAUCCGCAUUUCUCGAGAGGCAUUAUCCUGAGACAUAUACAAUGCAUCUUCUAUUCGGCGAGAUGGCAAUUACUCCCGAUGAUUGCCAUCAUAUCACCGGCCUACCAUUGGAAGGUAAAUGUCUUCGAGAAGGCUACAACCUCUCGAUGAGUUAUGAAGCUCUUGAAGCAUUGGCUCAAAAAUUUCUAGGAUGGGAUGCAAGAAAGUCUCAAUGUGAGUUUAGACGUUCAGUGAGGUCCCCUAAAAAAGGCGAUGAGUAUAAUGCAUAUGAGGCAAAUGGAGCAAAAAAGAAGACGGUGAAGAAAUUCAAGUUGGUUAAGUUGAAGGCAGCAUUUUCUGAGAUCAAAAAGAAGGUGGAGAAAGAAAAGUUGGUGAUGGACGCGGAGACCCUUAGGCAUCAUGUCACCGCUUAUUGGUUAUAA